Molecule: messenger RNA, 750 nt
Organism: Sphaerodactylus townsendi
Lineage: Eukaryota; Metazoa; Chordata; Lepidosauria; Squamata; Sphaerodactylidae
Product: nucleoside diphosphate kinase
Exons: 5
Coding region: 161-622 (153 amino acids)
Biological process (GO): GTP biosynthetic process; UTP biosynthetic process; CTP biosynthetic process
Molecular function (GO): nucleoside diphosphate kinase activity
Source: RefSeq, a predicted model, not a curated record
GAGGAGGAGGUCCACGAUGAAGACCGCCUUCUUGCCGGGCUGACGUUGGGUUCCGUCCCCGCCCGGCCUCGCUCCACCUCUUCCCCCGCGUGCUUUCAGGGAGACGGCCGCUGCAGCAGCGCUCUCCAGGCCUCACAAGAGCUGUCACACCUGAGUAUUCAUGGCUUCCAACACAGAACGCACCUUUAUUGCCGUCAAGCCUGAUGGAGUCCAGCGGGGAUUAGUGGGAGAAAUCAUCAAGCGCUUUGAACAGAAGGGCUUCAAAUUGGUGGCUUUGAAAUUUAUGCAUGCUUCUGAAGACCUUCUCAAACAACAUUACAUUGACCUGAAAGAUAGGCCAUUCUAUCCAGGUUUGGUUAAAUAUAUGAAUUCUGGACCUGUAGUGGCCAUGGUUUGGGAAGGCCUUGGUGUUGUAAAGACUGGCAGAGUAAUGUUGGGGGAAACCAACCCUGCAGACUCCAAGCCUGGCACUAUCCGUGGUGACUUCUGCAUUCAAGUGGGCAGGAACAUCAUUCAUGGCAGUGACUCUGUGGAGAGUGCUCAGAAAGAGAUCAACCUGUGGUUCAAGCCUGCAGAACUUGUGAGCUUCAAAUCUUGUGCUCAUGACUGGAUUUAUGAAUAAAACAAGCCUUUUGGUGAAUUGUGCCUUUUUCUAACAAAGCAUCUCAUUCCUCUGACGUAUUUGAACUGGCAAAAUUAUCACGGUUAUAUUUAAUUAUUGGCACUGACAAAUAAACUAUCAUGAACCAC